Halteromyces radiatus is the source of this 1663-nucleotide messenger RNA. RefSeq lists its product as uncharacterized. The record is from RefSeq and is a predicted model, not a curated record. The transcript has 9 exons. Bases 59 to 1456 code for a protein of 465 amino acids. Gene Ontology annotation, molecular function: metal-dependent deubiquitinase activity; protein binding; K63-linked deubiquitinase activity. Lineage: Eukaryota; Fungi; Mucoromycota; Mucoromycetes; Mucorales; Cunninghamellaceae. Gene Ontology annotation, biological process: protein K63-linked deubiquitination. Gene Ontology annotation, cellular component: membrane; endosome.
UUUUUUCUUCUUCUUCUUUUUACUUCUCUUUUUUCUUUUUUAUAUAUAUCAAUAUACAAUGCCUCAAUAUCCACCACGAUCAACAAAAGAAUUGGGUAGAUUAGCUUCUAUUCAAGUAGAUUCAAAUACUUUUAUUCGUUUAUAUUUUCGUUCUGCUGAUCUACUUAUUAAACAAGCAAGAGUUUACAAGAUGGAAAAAGAUUAUCAACACGCCUAUGUCCUUUAUAUGAAAUAUACAAAUUUGGGUUUAAAAGAAUUACCAAAACAUCCUCAAUAUAAAGCACCUGAAAAUAAGAAAGCUAGAAAUAUCAUUACCAAGAACUGUUUAGAAGCUUUGGAUGCUUUGGAGACCAUGAAACCAAUUUUAACGAAAGAAUAUCAACAAUAUGUGGACCAACAAAAAGAACAAGAAAGAAAACAACAACAGGAAAUGGAAGCAAGACAUGCUGAACAAUUGAAAGGAGUAACCACCACUCAAUACGAAUCUGACAUGGACGAUAUACAACAAAAAGAGAACGAACAAUGGUCUUUACAGAAUGUAUUAAAGGAUGUAGCUGGUGUUGGAUAUAAUGACAGAUCAUCCGAAUUUACUAGUAAAGUAUCAACAUAUCCUAUCACUCAAUAUCCAAGUACAACUUUUGAAAACAAAAGCGAUGGGUUUUCCUAUCAACCUUCUCAUUAUGACAAUCAACUCAAAUUAUCUACUGAUGUACAACCACCACUUCCACCAAAACCUAUACAAAAGGAUACUUGGAAUAAUAUAUCAGCCCCAGCUAUUCCACCAAAAGUUGCCCUGGAACCAUCAUCAGUAUCUUCUUUUGCUCCUGAUUUACCGCCAAAAGUCACUUUGGAUAUUGAACCUUUGAAACAACCAUUAUCUGAAAUGAAUGUGUCUAGUGGAGUGACGACGGAAAGAGGAGAACCACUACGAGAAUUAAUAGUACCAGCUGUACUACAGAAUAAAUUCCUUAACAUUGCCAAACCCAAUACUGGCAAGAACAUUGAAACUUGUGGCAUAUUGGCUGGAACUCUGAAAAACAACGUGUUACAGGUGACAACUUUGAUUAUACCAAAACAAACUGGUACAUCCGAUACAUGCACUACCGAAAAUGAAGAAGAAUUAUUUGAAUACCAAGAUGCUCAUGACCUAUUGACGUUUGGUUGGAUCCAUACUCAUCCUUCCCAGUCCUGCUUUUUAAGCUCUGUUGAUCUUCAUACACAUUGCUCCUAUCAAUUGAUGCUACCUGAAGCUAUUGCUAUUGUCUGUGCCCCCAAACACAAACCAAGUUACGGUGUGUUUCGAUUAACGGAUCCUCCUGGACUUGAUGUCAUUAGCAGUUGUAAAAUUGAGCGAGCAUUCCAUCCACAUCCUGACCUUCCUAUCUAUACGGAUACACACAAUACAUCGCAUGUUACCACUCAAGUAUACGAUCUCAAAGUUAUAGAUUUACGAUAGUGAUUUUCCCCCCUUUUAAAUUGAUACUAGUUAUUAUCCCCCCUUUUUUUUUCUUUUGUUAUCAUAUCAUUUUUAUACCUUACUUUCCAAUGUAUCUAUAUUGUAUUUUAUCCUCAUUUUAGUAUGAUUAGUUACCUCUUCUUUCUUUUGACUUUUUGGAUCAUCAUGUAUCAUCGAUAAUAAACACAUCUUCACUUUAGAAAUCUA